Emiliania huxleyi CCMP1516 is the source of this 486-nucleotide messenger RNA. RefSeq lists its product as hypothetical. The coding region runs from base 1 to 486 and encodes 161 amino acids. The transcript has a single exon. Lineage: Eukaryota; Haptophyta; Isochrysidales; Noelaerhabdaceae. The record is from RefSeq and is a predicted model, not a curated record.
AUGCCGAAUUGUGACGGCGGCGAGGGCGACACGGACGGAGCAGGCGACAAAGGCGAAUCCGACGGCGGAGGCGGCGACGGCGACACGGACGGAGGCGGCGAAAGCGAGACCGAUGGCGGCGACGGCGACGGCAAGCGAGCUUGCUGCGGGGAGGGCGAGACGGAGGAAGGCAGCGGCGACGGCGACACGGACGGAGGCGGCGACGGCGACACGGACGGAGGCGGCGACGGCGACACGGACGGAGGCGGCGAAAGCGAGACCGAUGGCGGCGACGGCGACGGCAAGCGAGCUUGCUGCGGGGAGGGCGAGACGGAGGAAGGCAGCGGCGACGGCGACACGGACGGAGGCGGCGAAGGCGACACGACCGACGGCGGCGGGGAGAGCGAUUCCAACGGCGGCGGCGGCGACGGCGACAAGGACAGAGGCGGCGAAAGCGAGACCGACGGCGGCCACGGCGACGGCGACAUGGAGAGGCGGCAAAGGUGA